Molecule: messenger RNA, 1081 nt
Organism: Lutra lutra (Eurasian river otter)
Lineage: Eukaryota; Metazoa; Chordata; Mammalia; Carnivora; Mustelidae
Product: putative protein FAM10A4
Exons: 2
Coding region: 38-1081 (347 amino acids)
Molecular function (GO): Hsp70 protein binding; protein dimerization activity
Source: RefSeq, a predicted model, not a curated record
CUCAGCGGCGCCUGCCGCCUGCUACUGCCUCCGGACCAUGGACCCCCGCAAAGUGAGCGAGCUUCGGGCUUUCGUGAAAAUGUGUAAGCAGGAUCCGAGCGUUCUGCACACCGAGGAAAUGCGUUUCCUGCGGGAGUGGGUGGAGAGCAUGGGGGGUAAAAUACCACCUGCCACUCAUAAAACUAAAUCAGAAGACAGUAUCAAGGAAGAAAAACCAGAUAGUAAGAAGGCAGAGGAAAACAUAAAGACAGAUGAACCAUCAAGUGAGGAGAGUGAUCUAGAAAUUGACAAUGAAGGUGUGAUUGAACCAGAUACCGAUGCCCCUCAAGAAAUGGGAGAUGAAAAUGUAGAGAUAACCGAGGAAAUGAUGGAUCAGGCAAAUGAUAAAAAAGUGGCUGCCAUUGAUGCCCUAAAUGAUGGUGAACUACAGAAAGCCAUUGACUUGUUCACAGAUGCCAUCAAACUAAAUCCUCGCUUGGCCAUUCUGUAUGCCAAGAGAGCCAGUGUCUUCAUCAAAUUACAGAAGCCAAAUGCUGCCAUUCGAGACUGUGACAGAGCUAUUGAAAUAAAUCCUGAUUCAGCUCAGCCUUAUAAGUGGCGUGGGAAAGCACAUAGACUUCUGGGCCAUUGGGAAGAAGCAGCACAUGAUCUUGCCCUUGCUUGUAAACUGGAUUAUGAUGAAGAUGCUAGUGCAAUGCUGAAAGAAGUUCAACCGAGGGCCCAGAAAAUUGCUGAACAUCGGAGAAAAUAUGAGCGAAAACGUGAAGAGCGAGAGAUCAAAGAAAGAAUAGAAAGGGUUAAGAAGGCUCGGGAAGAACAUGAGAGAGCCCAGAGGGAGGAAAACGCCAGACGACAAUCAGGAGCUCAGUAUGGCUCUUUCCCAGGUGGCUUUCCUGGGGGAAAGCCUGCUGUAAUCAUCAAGACAGUAUGGUACUGGCAUAAAAGCAGACACAUAGUUCAGUGGAUCAGAAUACGGAACCCAGAAAUGGACCUUCAACUCUAUGGCCAACUCUUCUUCAACAAAGCAGGAAAAAAUAUCCAAUGGGAUUAUGUGAUUAUCCACAUAGAAAAUCCCAAAUAA